This is a messenger RNA of Closterium sp. NIES-67, 3807 nucleotides long. The record is from the annotation of a GenBank genome assembly. Lineage: Eukaryota; Viridiplantae; Streptophyta; Zygnematophyceae; Desmidiales; Closteriaceae.
CUGCCCGGUCAGCAGCAUGCAGUAAUCGAUUUUUGCCUUCGCCAAUUUCUUCGUCAGAUAGUCUGCGGCCAUUUCUGUCGUAAGGCAGUAACUGAGUUGAAGUCUCCCCUUCGCGAUGUCAUCCUUGACGAAGAAGUACCGCAGGGCGAUGUGUUUGGUUCGGUUGGCGAAGCCGUCCUUGUUCGCGAUUUUGAUCGCAGAUUGGUUGUCGCAGAGGAGUGAGAAGACGGGCAGGGUCGCAAUCUUCGCUUCCUCUAGCAACUCUCGUAGGUAGAGUCCUUCCUUGGUCGCAGUACAGAGGGCGAUAUAUUCUGCUUCAGCCGAAGAUAGUGCGAUUAGUUCCUGCUUGCUCGACUGCCAGGAGAUAGUCCCGAUAGGUUCUAGUCGGUAGAUGUAGCCCGUUCUCGAUCGUCGAUUUUCCUUGUCUCCCGCGUGGUCGGCGUCGACGUAUCCGAGUAGUCGUACGGACGGUGUCGUUACUUUGCUGUAGGUGAGCCCGGUCGUCGGCGUGGAGACGAAGUAGAGUAGUGCCCGAUUAAGUUCCUCGAGAUCUUCUUGUUCCGGCUGCUUCAGAUGCGUCGCCAGUUGGCUCGCGUUAUAAGAGAGAUCGGGCCGGCAGGUUACUGCUGCGAAUAGUAGGCAGCCGAGCUUCUGCUGAUACUCCUGGAUUUGCUUCGCGGGGAGUUUUGCGGAGGUGCUGUUGUUGUUCCCGUAGCGGUAGGGAGUCGGGACCGUAGUCGGCGUUAGACCGAAUUUUUUCGCGACAGUGCCUGCGUACUUUCCAGCGUGUAGGUAGAGCGCCGAGUUGUCUUCGACGACAUUCAGUCCCAGGUACUGGGUCACUUCGUCGGACACCAUGAGUGUCAAGUCCUCUUUCAGCUCCCCUUUGAACCAGGUGGCGAUGUCGGUAGUGGAACCGAUGUAGAGCAGGUCGUCGACGUAAACGAUGAGUAGGAUAUACUCUCUUCCCUUUUGCAGUCGGUACAUGCCUUGGUCAUGCGGCAGCUGUAGGAAUCCGAUUUUUACGAGGCGACCGUGAAGAUGCUGCUGCCAGAGCCGCGGGGCUUGCUUGAUCCCGUAUAGGGAUUUUACCAGCUGGCAUACUGUCGUGGGGUCGUCGAUGAAUCCGUGGGGUUGCUCGACGAAGAUCUCAGCGUCCACAGAGCCUGUGACAGAGUCGAGGGCUCACGCGGAGAUGGCGGCGGCGGAUGCUGGACGGAGACCCAUAGGCCGAGUAUCUGCAGUCCUGUUGGUGUGUGUCGAGGGGAAUUUUCAUUCCCGGAAUAGGCUGCUUCGUCACCGUCUUCUGGAUCAGCAGGUGCGGUGAUGCGUUGUUGGGAAGCGAUGACGAGGACAACAGGUUGUGCAGGUGGACUGCAUGUGUCAUGGCGUCUGGCCACAGUGUGGUGGGUAGUCUCAUCCCCAGGAGCAGCUUCUGCAUCGUCGUCUGCAAGGUCCGGUUCAUGCGUUCUGCGACCCCUUGCUGCUGGUGAGCGUAGGGCAGAGACACCAGGCGUCUGAUUCCUCUUUCCGCCAGAUAGGUCCUGAAGCGUUGUGACUUGUAUUCCAGUGCACCGUCUGACUGGAAGCUCUUAAGCUUUGUUCCUGAUUCUCGUUCAGCGAUGGGUAGCCAUGUUGUGAAGGCGUCGAAGGCUUGAUCACGCGUCUUGAGGUUGUAGUGCCAGACGUAUCUUGUUGCUGCGUCGAUAAACGCGAUGACAUUGUUGAAGUCGGCUUCAGUGUCUUCUCGAGGCAUGUUUAAAAUGUCGCUGUAGACUUUUUCCAUCGGUGCGUAUGCAGGUGCGCUUGGGUUGUGAUGAGAUGGGAAAGACUGGUGGGGAAGAUCGGCUUCGGGGCACGUAAAGCACCGUGCGCAUGGUCGUCGAAGUUCUUGGCUGCUCGUUGUUAGGAGGGCGUUGCGUUCUAACACUUCUGCUUGGAUGGUUUGCAGUAUUGUACUGUUUGCAGGGUGCCCGAGUCGUUGGUGCCAGAUGUCAUCGGGAGCGCGAUGGCCGGGCGAGCGGUGGUAUAUGUCGGUGUUGGAGAAGAACGCGACGACCGUGGCGGGACUUCGACAGACUUUUCGUGUGAUGGGCAUAAGUUGAUCUGCUUCGGUUGGCGGUCCUCGGAUCGCUGGUGGUGGUACUCGGCUGAGUCCUGCUGCUGCUACUGCCGGUAUGGUGUUGGAGUGCCAGAACCCAUCAGGGUCGAAGUCGGGGUCAAGAUCCGGCGGGUGUGUCCAGGCGGCGAACGACACGAUUCCGUCGCUGUCGGCAGUACCGCGGUCGGGGACGAAGUCCAACACGAAGACGCCGGACUUCAGGAGAGCACGACCGAUGAAGAGACCGCCCUUCCCGUGGUAAAGGCGAAACUCGUUGGAGUAGGAGUCGCACUCCAGGUUUUCGUUGUUGGUGACGGUGAUGAUGACGUCGCGGGUGAGGCGUCGCUCUCGUUGCACGAAGCGUCCGGAAGAACACAUGUGUUGACCACAGCAGCUGUCCAAGAACCAGGUGUUUCGCCCGGUGGGUUCGGCGUUGGCGACCGCAGCGUAUGUCGGGUUGACCUCAAGUUCUUGUGAGCGCGGCGGCGGAAGUUCUUCUUCGUCUGAUGUGGAAGAGCGCCUUGGAGGGCUUUCUUGAGUGGAGGCGACGUGUGGGUCUACUGGACGAUAAACACGAGGAGGUGUGCAGUUGACUUCGGAAUGUCCGGAAGUCUGACAGUUGUGGCAGAACGGUGGCACAAAGGUCCAUCUCCUGUUGUUCAGCGUGAAGCUCGGCGCAGAGGUGCAUCUCCGAUAUCCUUCCGUGGGCGCGAAGAAGCGAGCGUGUGGUUCUCCAUUCUGGCCCGAGCCCGGCGAGGACAAGCGUCACGAAGCUUUCUUCAGUGAUUGUUCCUCCGCACCGAAGCAGGCGGUCGCGGAGGGUCUGGCAGCGACUCAUAUACUGCAUCGCCUUUUCCCCGGUCUUCAUCUGUAUUGUUGUCAGUUGUUGCAUGAGUCUGCUUUGUGUCACGCUGUCGUUUGCUUGAUAGAGACACUUGAGAUGAUGCCAUGCGAGUUCCGCGGAGUUUCCAUAGCUGCGAUAUGUUCUGAUGCUCUGCUGUUCUUGUGGUGACAGGUUCCGCAGGAGAAAUGUGUACGCCAGCAGCGACUGAUAAGUAAAUAUUUCUUGCUCCUUUGCAGUGCCGUUGCUUGGGAAUGGCAGGGACCCGUUGAAGUAUCCCAAGAGAUGCGCAGCCUCCAUCAGCAGCUCGAACUCAAAGCUCCAGUUGCUGUUGGUUGGGCACGGGGCGGCAUGAACUCGAAUGUCCCCGGUGAAGAGUGAUAAGGUGCAAAGGCGUCCUUGUCUGCUGCUACUGGUCGAAGUGCGACAUGAAGCUGAAGAACCUUUCCAUAAGGUUCGGAUCCACGCUUGAAGAGGGUGAUGGGGUCACCAUUUCCGGUGUUCUUCCUGUUGUUUCUUGAGCAGCGCCGGUCUCGGUUUGCAGUCCUGAAGUAUGCAAUCCAGAGUUGCCGGGUUGAAUGUCUUGGGCGCUGGGUGAGCCCGUAGAGAUUUUCUUGCCCUUGCUGUCCAUGACUUGUAAUCAAUGAAUUCGUUGAAUUGCAGAUUGUAGAUAGAGCAUAGUUGCUGGGAGUUUGGUCUCUGACCAGCUCUCAUACCAUGUUGGGCUGAGAAAAGCCCUUAGGAUCUUUCCAGAGACUAAGUCCCAGUUGAAGAAUGAGACUUGAGUAGUGCAGCGGAAGUUGAGUAGUUGAAUUCUUGUACUAGUAUAUGAGAACAAGUGAUUGAUUAAAGAAACAAGCAUACA